GUAGUUGACGUGUAAUAAUUCAUAGCCAAUAGGUGAAAAGAACGUGGGUAAUAAAUUCAUUUAUUCUCAAUCUGCUGAUACCCAUUAUCAUAUCGUUAAACAUUUUAGUUACCUAUUUAACAUAAUGCAUAUCUUUAAUAUUUUUAUACGAAUGUGUAAACGUAGUAGCCGGCGAAACUGAUGCCUCCGGCUCAAUUCACAUUGCCUACCUUCAGUCUAGAGCUCGGCUGUCUCGAUUUAAACAACAGCUGAAAACGCUUUAAACUUAACAGUUGUUUACCACCAAUACUUAGUAAACGAAACGUUUUAUGAUAAAAUUUAUCGACCGAAAAACUAAAAAACAGUGAAAAUACAUCCUAACCUUAUUGUGGGCAAAUGAGGACAGAAUAAGUACCUACCAUGACGAAAGGUAUACUCAGUCUGCAUUAUUCUAGAAAACAAGUCAACAAUGUUACCUAUAUCCUAACAAAAUGGCAGAAGUUUCCAAGAUCUAAAAUAUACAUACACCGUGCAGAAAAUACUACAACCCGUUAUUUUUCCACGGGAAAUAAAUUGAAGAAAGAAACUGCUGAAGUAUCAGGUAUACCUUACAAUAAAAUCACCAUUGGUGUCCCAAAGGAAAUUUGGCAGAAUGAAAAACGAGUAUCAGUAACUCCAGCUGUUACCGCGACUUUAGUGAAGAAAGGUUUCAAUAUAAACGUCGAAGAAGAUGCUGGGCUUUCUUCAAAAUUUAGAAAUACAGAUUAUGAAAGUGCAGGUGCCGCUAUAGUCGAUAAACAAAAAGCGUUUUCCACAGAUAUAAUAUUGAAAGUCAGGCAGCCACUCCAAAAAGAAGUUGAAAAAUUUCAAGAAAACUCUACUCUAAUUUCCUUCCUUUAUCCUGGUUUGAACAAAGAUUUAAUUCAACAACUUGCACAAAGAAAAAUUAAUGCUUUCGCAAUGGAUUGCAUUCCUAGGAUAACCAGAGCACAAGUUUUUGAUGCUUUAAGUUCUAUGGCGAAUAUUUCAGGCUACAGAGCAGUUGUAGAAGCUGCCAAUCAUUUUCCUAGAUUUUUCUCAGGUCAAAUAACGGCUGCUGGUAAAGUCCCUCCUGCUAAAAUUCUAGUCAUCGGAGGAGGCGUAGCUGGCUUAGCAGCCAUAGGACAAGCAAAAAGUAUGGGUGCCAUAGUUAGAGCUUUUGAUACAAGAGCUGCGGUAAAAGAACAAGUUGAAUCGUUAGGUGCCGAAUUUUUGACAGUGAAUAUACAGGAGGAAGGUGGCACAGCUGGUGGUUACAGUAAAGAAAUGUCUCAAGAGUUUAUAGACGCUGAACAUGCUUUAUUCGCCAAACAAUGUAAAGAAGUAGACAUUAUAAUAUCUACUGCUUUGAUACCUGGUAAAAAGGCACCUCUGCUGGUACUCAAGGAACAUAUAGAAUCUAUGAAACCUGGAAGUGUAGUAGUAGAUUUAGCUGCAGAAUCAGGUGGUAAUAUCGAAACAACAAAACCUGGAGAAAUAUACACAUACAACGACGUCGUACACGUUGGAAUAACUGACUUUCCCAGUAUGCUUCCCACGCAAAGUUCGACACUUUAUGCCAAUAAUAUUUCUAAGUUUUUACUGUCGAUGGGUGAACAAAAUCAUUUUAAUAUAAACCUGGAUGAUGAAGUUGUUAGAGGAAGCAUAAUUUUGAAUAAAGGACAACUAAUGUGGCCUCCUCCACCACCAAAAACGAAUCUGUCAGCUGUUACUCCAGCUAAAAAAGAAUCUGAAGUCCUUCAAGCCGUACCCAAGGAAAUUUCUCCAUUUAGAAAUGAUUUAAAUAAAUCUUUGCUUCUAACAACAGGAAUUGGAUCACUCUUGGGAUUAGGAAUGGCUUCACCUAAUCCAGAAUUUACAUCAAUGUUGACAGUAUUGGGUCUGUCAGGUAUCGUGGGCUAUCAUACAGUGUGGGGAGUUACACCUGCCCUUCACUCUCCAUUGAUGUCUGUUACGAACGCCAUUUCUGGUAUAACAGCAGUUGGAGGAUUACUCUUGAUGAAUGGAGGAUUGUAUCCUACUAAUUCUGUAGAGACCCUAGCAGCUGCAGCAGCAUUUGUAUCAUUCAUUAAUGUAUUUGGUGGAUUCUUAGUCACUAAAAGAAUGUUAGACAUGUUUAAAAGGCCUGGAGAUCCGAAGGAAUAUAACUCUUUAUAUGCAAUUCCGGCGGUUGGAUUUAUGGGAGCGUAUGGCUGGGCGACAAUGAAUGGUUUAGCUGAAGUUCAUCAAGCUGCUUAUCUCGCGGCUUCCUUAUGUUGUGUAGGCGCCUUAGCCGGACUAAGUUCGCAAACAACAUCAAGGUUAGGAAAUAAUUUAGGAAUAAUAGGAGUUGCUGGUGGAAUAGCAGCUACUUUAGGACAAAUAGCCCCGAACCACGAGGUAUUAGCUCAAAUGGCCGCCUGCGUUUUAGCUGGUGGUGGUAUUGGUACCUUAAUAGCCAAAAGAAUUCAAAUCACUGACUUACCUCAACUUGUAGCCGGAUUUCAUAGUUUGGUAGGGCUGGCUGCAGUGUUAACAUGUGUAGCUACUUUUCUUCAUGAUUUUCCCACUUUUGCAACCGAUCCAGCAGCUAACGUCGUUAAAACAGCCUUAUUUUUAGGUACAUACAUUGGAGGUGUGACUUUCAGUGGAUCACUUGUAGCUUAUGGGAAACUCCAAGGUCUCUUAAAAUCUAAUCCAUUGCUUCUCCCUGGUAGGCAUGCAUUGAACAGUAGUCUCUUGUUGGCCAAUAUUGCCGCUGGUGGAUACUUAUUUUAUGAUCCUUCGUUGGCAGGCGGUUUGGGAGCUCUAGGAACUACUGCUGCUCUUUCUUCAGCCAUGGGGCUCACAUUAACGUGUGCAAUUGGAGGUGCUGAUAUGCCUGUAGUUAUCACAGUAUUAAAUAGCUACUCAGGAUGGGCACUAUGUGCUGAAGGAUUUAUGCUUAACAAUAAUUUAAUGACGAUUGUAGGGGCUCUGAUUGGAUCGUCUGGUGCAAUUUUAUCAUACAUUAUGUGUAAAGCAAUGAAUAGGUCACUUCCCAAUGUAAUCCUCGGUGGUUAUGGAACGUCAAGUACAGGUACUGGUAAACCAAUGGAAAUUACCGGAACACAUACAGAAAUCAAUAUAGAUGGUGCUGUUGAAGCUAUUAAGAAUGCUAGAAAUAUAAUAAUCGUUCCUGGUUAUGGACUUUGUGUUGCUAAAGCCCAAUAUCCCAUCGCUGAGAUGGUUGCUAAGCUUAAAGCUGCUGGAAAAAAUGUUAGAUUUGCCAUCCAUCCAGUGGCAGGAAGGAUGCCUGGUCAACUAAAUGUUCUCCUAGCUGAAGCAGGGGUACCAUACGAUGACGUAUUAGAAAUGGAAGAAAUCAACGAUGAUUUUCCUGAAACUGACUUAGUAUUAGUCAUUGGUGCUAAUGAUACAGUAAACAGCGCAGCUUUAGAAGACCCCAACUCACCAAUUGCCGGUAUGCCUGUACUUAAUGUAUGGAAAUCAGAACAAGUCAUUGUUAUGAAAAGAUCAUUAGGUGUAGGUUAUGCAGCUGUGGAUAAUCCAGUUUUUUACAAACCUAAUACAGCUAUGUUGCUCGGAGAUGCUAAGAAAACUUGUGAUCAGUUAUUAGCCAAAGUUUCAGCAGAUUAGUUUAAAUUUUUUUUAAUUAAGUUUCAAUUUUUGUAAAUAUAUAUUUUUUUAAAAAUAUUCGCGAAGGAAAACAUUUUUAUAACAUAGUAUUGAGAAUUGAAAGGAAAACGGUUAUUGUUAUGUAUCUUCAUGCUAACCAAUGUUGGUUGGCCAUAUUGUUUGUAUUAAAACUACUUUGGAACACACUAUUUAUUAAACAAUAAAAUAAUUAGUUAAACUUGGUUUCAGUAAUCCGACGGCCAUACUCGACGAAUGCCAGACUGUAUCUGUUUACAGACAGCUUUUAAAUACUAAAAUCCUAUUGUACAAAAGACUAUAAAUAAUUUAUGUAUAUGUAUGGUCGUUAGGGUCACAUCGAUAUAAAAUAAAGUAUGUAAUUUGAUACGUUAAUAGAACUUCAAGUGUCUAAAGAACACUUGGGGUGAAUUAACUAUGAUGUGGGUCCCCAUUAGGAUCUUGAUGAAUAGGUAGCUAAAUUUAUGAUUCUUCACAGUCACAUUUAUAUAAGAUAAAUAUUUAGUAAUCCGAAACGAUACAUUAAUGGAGGGUAAAAUAAGGAACCCUUUGUAUUACCCAACCGGAUGAUUAAUAGAUCCUAAUGGUUUACACACAAGAGGUUGUAUCUCUGUCUGGGUUACAUUCGUGCAAUGGUUUUAAAUUUAAAUAAGAAAUUAUUAUGUCAAAAUAGUUAUCAUAAUUUCUUUUAAUAAGUUACUUUAUUUGAGGAGAUGAUAUGCAGAAAAAGUUUUUCUACAGAAAGACCAUUUCGUGCCAUUCUUUUUGACUUUUUCACCAAAUCUUUGGAUCGAAAGGAUUUUGCUAAAGGCUUUGUCGCUAAUUAGUUUUAUAUUUAAUUUUGUUGUUCCAAUCAAUUUCUGGUAAAUAUCAUUUCGCUAAGCUAAGAUGGAAACAUGUUGCUGAUAUAAUAAUAUAAAAUCUUUUUAUGCUAAAAAUUACUGCUGUUUAGUUUGUUAAUUUUUGUCUUUGAGACCAUUUGGACUGUUAAUAAUGUAAUUUACUAUUAUAACACAAAAAAUGAAACAAAAUAUAAACAAGAAUAUCGAAGUUUGCCAGCUUGAUAGAUAUUAUUAAUUUUUUGUAUAAAAAAUAUGAUUCAGUUUUAGGAUAUCAUUCUUAAAACAACAUAACUGAUUUCUUGUUUCUAUUUGAUUUCUGGUUCUGUAAGGACAAUUAUAAUAACUUGAUCCAGGCAUUUUUGGAACCUUUGAAACAAGCGUAAUUCAACUUCGAGAAAUGGGUUGAAAAAUAAUUUCUUUGAUUACUUGAAUUAGUAACAACUCUUCAGAAAAAUUGAUGUUUUUUAGACCUGUAAUUAGAUUGAUGUACAUUAUUAAUUGUAGGGAAAAGAUCUGAGAGUAAAUUAUACUGCGAGAAAGCACCUUUAAACUCCGAAAACUUCUUUUGCAUAUCACCUUCUCAUUUUUAAUUGCUCUAAUGUGUUACAUCAUAAAUAAUUUAAGAGAUUAUUAAGAGACAUUUGUAUAACAUUGAAUUAUUAUACAAAAGUUUCAUUUAUGUAAAAUGUCCAUGUUGCAUGUUGAAUAAAAUAUUUUGUAUCAAUA
This is a messenger RNA of Diorhabda carinulata, 5219 nucleotides long. Its product is annotated as NAD(P) transhydrogenase, mitochondrial-like. The record is from RefSeq and is a predicted model, not a curated record. NCBI's taxonomy places the organism in Eukaryota, Metazoa, Arthropoda, Insecta, Coleoptera, Chrysomelidae. Gene Ontology annotation, cellular component: mitochondrial inner membrane. The transcript has 19 exons. Gene Ontology annotation, molecular function: NADP binding; NAD binding. Gene Ontology annotation, biological process: NADPH regeneration; proton transmembrane transport. Bases 400 to 3636 code for a protein of 1078 amino acids.